Molecule: messenger RNA, 933 nt
Organism: Drepanopeziza brunnea f. sp. 'multigermtubi' MB_m1
Lineage: Eukaryota; Fungi; Ascomycota; Leotiomycetes; Helotiales; Drepanopezizaceae
Molecular function (GO): biliverdin reductase [NAD(P)H] activity; riboflavin reductase (NADPH) activity
Source: RefSeq, a predicted model, not a curated record
AUGGCGCCUAUUGAUACAUUGAAAAAAAUUGGGGUGAUUGGGCCGGCAGGAUUUGGAGGCUCAUACCUCUGCGUGGAACUCAUCAACCGUGGUCAUCAUGUCUACGGGUUCUCGAGGAAACCAGAGACACUUGGAACUCAUGAGCGAUACCAUCCUAUCCAAGCAGACAUCAACAACUUGAGCAUCUCGGAGCUCGCAACACUAUUUGUCGGCUUUGAUGUGGUUGUGAACGAGUAUGGGCCUCACAGCGCUGGUCACGAAGGUCUUCAGUACAUGCCGUUUUUAGAAGUUACCAGGAAGCUAGUUCUAGCCAUCCGUAAGGCCAAAGUCGGUUACUUCAUCAUGGUGGGAGGUUGCGGAAGUCUGUCUAUGCCGGGUCAGCCGGAUCGCAGUGUCCUCGAGGACAAAGACUGGUGGAUGUCUUACCGGCGAGGAAUUGCCGACAGCGAAGCUCACGUUGUCUACAUGGAGAACAGACUCGGGCCCAUGGGCGUCGGUAUUCGCAAUUACCGGACCGCACGAGCUGCGCAGGCACAGGGAAAGGAGACGGCCGAGACGAAGAAGAUUAUCCAAGAGUAUGAGGACCACGUCCAGGCCAACGACAGGGCGCUCAUCUUCGUGACUGCAUGUAGAACAAGCUUCAUGUUUUUCGAUGGGAAUACGGCCUUCCCCUGGACCUUCGUCUCGCCGCCUGCGUUGUAUCGACCUGGACGCCGAACGGGGAGGUAUGAGCUCCGCUUUGAUGUCUUACCAGUGAAGGGAGACAAGAACGACCCGACCAAUCUUGACGGUAGACUGCAUGGGAUCUCGGCAUCAGAUUUGGCUGUCGCCAUUGCGGAUGAGGUAGAGACGCAAGAGAAAAAGUGGAAACAUUGGUCGGCGUUUGCCGACCUGUCAGAUGAUACUCCUUUUCCUCCGUAUGCAAAUCUAUAG